Messenger RNA from Lobosporangium transversale, 682 nucleotides. RefSeq names its product Tat binding protein 1-interacting protein-domain-containing protein. Gene Ontology annotation, cellular component: condensed nuclear chromosome; DNA recombinase auxiliary factor complex. Gene Ontology annotation, biological process: homologous chromosome pairing at meiosis; meiotic joint molecule formation; meiotic strand invasion involved in reciprocal meiotic recombination. Gene Ontology annotation, molecular function: double-stranded DNA binding; recombinase activator activity. The transcript is spliced from 8 exons. Lineage: Eukaryota; Fungi; Mortierellomycota; Mortierellomycetes; Mortierellales; Mortierellaceae. Bases 1 to 675 code for a protein of 224 amino acids. The record is from RefSeq and is a predicted model, not a curated record.
AUGCCAAAGGAAAAAUCAUCAAUUAGCAAGACAGGUGGAGACAAGUCUGAGAAAGUCGUGCUAGACUACCUUACCAAGCAGAACAGGCCGUAUGGUGUCAUGGACAUCAUUACCAACUUGCAUGGUGCGAUAACAAAAGCCGAGUGCCAACGUGCCUUGAAUACUCUCGUUGACAAGGAACUGGUGACAACUAAGCUGUAUGGGAAGCAGGCGAUUUAUGUCGUACGGCAGGACUUGAUCGAUAUCACACCACCUGAAGAGAUUGUUGUCAUUGAGCAAGAAACUGCAAAGCUCCAAAAUCAAAUUGCACAGGCAAAAGCCAAAAACAAAGAGCUUACGUCUGAACUACAUGCGCUUAAUUGUUCGCUGACAACCGAACAGAUCAUUGGCAAGCUAGAUCAAAUUGCAAACAAGAAUAAACAAUUGGCGCAACACCUGUCAAUGUUGCGUACUGGAGCACAGCUCAUUAGCACUGAAGAAAAACAACGAGUUGCGAAAGAGUUGGAGCGUCAUCGUAGACUAUGGUCCGAGAGGCGACGCCUUUUUAAAGACAUGUUUGCGAACGUGACAGAGAGCCUUCCUGGCAAACCCAAAGAACUACUGGAGGAGCUCGAUAUCGACACACAAGACCCUUUCGACAUCAAUGCUAAUCCGAGGGAUCUUGUAAAAGUUUAGCUUGUAG